AUGGCAGCUGAAAAACUGUCUGCUGCUGCUGCUGCUGCUGCUGCUGCUGCUGCUGCUGCUGCUGCUGCUGCUGCUGGUACUGCUGCUGCUGCUGUUCGUGCUGCUGGUACUGCUGGUGCUGCUGGUGCUGGUGCUGCUGCUGCUGCUGGUCGUGGUGCUGCUGCUGGUACUGCUGCUGCUGGUGCUGCUGCUGCUGGUGCUGCUACUGCUGCCCCGGCAUGGGCUGCAUGUGCUCCCAUGUCGAAGCAGUCAUGGCAGCGGAAGCAGCAGGUGGGGAAGGGGCAGCUGCAGCAGCACCUGGCAUGUUGA
Messenger RNA from Closterium sp. Naga37s-1, 309 nucleotides. Lineage: Eukaryota; Viridiplantae; Streptophyta; Zygnematophyceae; Desmidiales; Closteriaceae. The record is from the annotation of a GenBank genome assembly.